Messenger RNA from Bursaphelenchus xylophilus (pine wood nematode), 204 nucleotides. NCBI's taxonomy places the organism in Eukaryota, Metazoa, Nematoda, Chromadorea, Rhabditida, Aphelenchoididae. The record is from the annotation of a GenBank genome assembly.
AUGGCUUUCAACAAGAUUACCCUCACUUUCUGCGUGUUGGCCCUCCUCUUGGCCGUUGUUGUUGAUCAAGCCACUGCGCAAUACUACCCAGCCUACGGAUACGGAUAUGCCGCCUAUGGAUAUGGCUAUCCCGCUUAUGGCUAUGGAUACUACGGAAAGAGAGCUGCUGGAUUCGGUGGAGAGAGUCUUGGCGUCAACAAUUAA